GCGGAGCGAGGCGGACCACAGGUGCGCGCCUCUGCGUCCCCUUGGCACAGCGCCCGGGAGAUGCUGGAGAGACGCCUUGCUGCCCCGUGGCGUAAAAAAAAAAGAGUUACUGUCAAAGGCAGCCUCCUUUUUAACUCCGGCUAUCACUCCGGGUCCGAUAGUUAUUAUGGCAACAGCCACGUCCAACCACUACAGCGUCCUCAGCACCCCCAGCAGCGCGCCGCCGCCUCACUCGGAGAGCGGGAGCAUGCAGCAGGCGGCGUACAGGGACGCGCACAGCCUGCUCCAGAGCGACUACGGCGCGUUGCCGGGCGGCGGGCACCCGCUCAGCCACGCGCACCAGUGGAUCGCGGCGCUGUCGCACGGUGACAGCGGGGCGCCCUGGCCGUCCAGUCCCCUGGAAGAGCAGGACGUGAAGCCCAUACUGCAUGACAGUGACCGAGAGGAGCUGCAGAACUCCAGCAGUCUGCAGCAGCAGCAGCAGCAGCAGCAGCAGCAGCAACAGCGACACCCUCACCUCGCGCACCAGCAGGCGCAUCACGACGCCAGAGCAUGGCGAACCAGCACAGCCACGACGCACAUCUCCGCCAUGGCGACGUCUGAGGGCCAGAGCCUGACGUACUCCCAGUCCGGCUUCAGUCUGAUGCCCGGGGGGGAGCCGGGGGGGAUGCACCACCACCACCCCCUGCGGGACGACGAGCACCACAGCCAGAGCCCGCAUCACCUCAGCGAGCCCGGGGGCGGGCCCGGGGCCCACCAGCAGACCCUCUCGCACCAUCACCAGCACGGCGACCACUCGGACGAGGACACGCCGACCUCGGACGAGUUGGAGCAGUUCGCCAAGCAGUUCAAGCAGCGGAGGAUCAAGCUGGGCUUCACGCAGGCGGACGUGGGGCUGGCUCUGGGAACGUUGUACGGGAACGUUUUCUCCCAGACCACCAUUUGCAGGUUCGAGGCGCUCCAGCUCAGCUUCAAGAACAUGUGUAAACUCAAGCCGCUGCUGAACAAGUGGCUGGAGGAGGCGGACUCCACCUCGGGUAGCCCCACCAGCCUGGAUAAGAUCGCGGCGCAGGGGAGGAAAAGGAAAAAGAGGACCUCUAUUGAGGUGGGCGUCAAAGGCGCUCUGGAGAGCCAUUUUCUCAAGUGUCCAAAGCCGGGAGCGGCGGAGAUCACCUCCCUGGCGGACAGCCUGCAGCUGGAGAAGGAGGUGGUGAGGGUUUGGUUUUGUAACCGGCGGCAGAAGGAGAAGAGGAUGACACCCGCGGGGGGACAGAUAGCAGGAGGAGAGGACAUGUACGGGGACACCCCUCCUCACCACGGAGCACAGACUCCCGUGCAGUGACCCCUGUGCUGUGCGUUAUUCUGCGAAAGACACGGACCCCUCAAGGAGGAAUAGUGCCUCCUUUUUGUUUCAUUCUCUGUGCUGGACCGGCCGGACCUGGAGCUACUUUAGACGCUGGCCGGACGCAAGGCCACGCAGCAGGGGAGCCGGGGUGGCACCGGGCGCUGAAAAACACACACACACACACACACACACACACACACACACACACACACACACACACACACACACACACACACACACACACACACACACACACACACACACACACACACACACACACACGCACACACACACACACACACACACACACACACACACACACACACACACCGCCAUAACUUUUGAAUGGUUUGACAAGAGAGUCGUGGAUGGUGUCAUUUCUGCUUUAAUUUUCUCUUUUUUUCUCCUUAAUCCUUCCACAUUAUUAAGUGUGGUUAUUAAGUGUGGUUGUUUAUCAGUCU
Molecule: messenger RNA, 1806 nt
Organism: Cololabis saira (Pacific saury)
Lineage: Eukaryota; Metazoa; Chordata; Actinopteri; Beloniformes; Belonidae
Gene: pou3f2a
Product: POU class 3 homeobox 2a
Exons: 1
Coding region: 167-1342 (391 amino acids)
Biological process (GO): regulation of transcription by RNA polymerase II; brain development
Cellular component (GO): nucleus
Molecular function (GO): RNA polymerase II cis-regulatory region sequence-specific DNA binding; DNA-binding transcription factor activity, RNA polymerase II-specific
Source: RefSeq, a predicted model, not a curated record